Molecule: messenger RNA, 1104 nt
Organism: Pristis pectinata (smalltooth sawfish)
Lineage: Eukaryota; Metazoa; Chordata; Chondrichthyes; Rhinopristiformes; Pristidae
Exons: 8
Coding region: 126-848 (240 amino acids)
Source: RefSeq, a predicted model, not a curated record
CACCGAAUGGGGCGGCUUCAGAAGUCAACAGGCAGCGGUUGGUCGGGCGGCGGCGGCGGAGAUGGAGCCGGAGCCCCGGGACCGGGUCCGUCCCCGGGCCGCCGGCCGCCCCUGAUCCCGGGACCAUGCGCCCCCGCCCCCGCCUCGCCCUCCUGGCCGUCCUCGUCCUGAGCUCCGCCACCCACACCCCCGACUCACCGCUGCGAGAUCCGUAUCAGGAUGAAUGUUAUUACAGGAAAAUCUUUUGUCACAAGAAAGCAAUCUGUAGGCUGGACUUGGUGACCCAGCUGUUUUACUGUCAAUGCCUGCCUGGAUAUACUGGUGAUGGAAUGAAUAACUGCCAGGAACCUGAGGGCCUGAUUACAGUGUCGGAUCUGGGAAGCUGCAGCAGAACAGAAGUCCAAACUUGCCUCAUAACAAAACCAGUCGGAGGAAACAUAACCUUCAGUGUCUCUGUGUCUGGUUAUAAACCGGAGCACAUUGCUUGGUUUAAAUUUUAUGCUUCUCAAGGACCAAUUUUUCACAGUUACAGGAGAAGACUGACUCCUCCUGCUGAGCUGCUUCCCGGGAUUCUGCUGAAGAGCCGGAACCUAGCCAUGGAGCUGGUCAAUGUCAGCGAGGACGAUUUCUACCCCAACAGGUUCUGGGUCGAGUUUGAAAGCGAGAUUUUUAAACAGAUGGAAAGUGCAAUAGAACCAUAUGAUGAUGCCCCAUUUGAGUUACUGAAUCCCACACGGAUACGCUAUUAUUUUGUUCUUGACAGCCCUCCGAUUGGGACGAAGAAUUUGGCCACAUCCGCGCAGUUGUUUAUGAUUUUACAGAGAAAGUCCCUGGGAAGGUGGCUGUAGCACAAAGACUGUUUGAAGUCAGGAAAGACGUAACGAAGACCUGUGCAGAGAGCAUUAGGAGCACUCACAGCUGCAAAUGCAAUGAUGGGUUUGAAGGGAACGGUGUUCACUGCUUGGAUAUUAACGAAUGCACACAAGGAAUGCCCUACAACUGCCUCCCAGAAGCGACUUGCGUUAACACCCCUGGCUCCUACAAGUGUCAGUGUGAGGAGGGAUAUGAUGGAGACGGCAUAUUUUCCUGCAUAGAUGUCGAUGA